GAGGCCGUUGUGACCCAAAGGUCACGAAUGCCACAGAUCGGUCUGCUUUUUGUUCGAAAAUCAUCACUCAAGCCAAAAUAUUAUCUCAUAUUGUUGGAUUUUUCUUCUACAGAUUCCUAUAUAAAUAUUUUGGUGGCUGCUAGCAAAGGAGGAAGUGAUAUCCCACAAUGCCCUCUGCAGGAGCAGUCUGUGUUCCGACUAUAACCCCCCUGAGGGUGCCGUUCACUGGGCAGGCAAGCAGUCAGAUCGAUACCAACACCCUUAUUGAGAUCAAAUCAGCAACUCGCAAUGCAAGUGUGUACUUCAGUACUAACGGUAGUAAACCAGACCCUUUUGUCCGUAAGGACAAGAACACGAUCAAAUAUAAAGGACCAUUCCUUCUGAAUCCUGGCAAGAGGACCAUCAAAGCUAUAGCAGUGUCAGGUGAUGGACAACGUGAGAGCCAUGUAAACAGUAAGACGUUCAUCGUUGACUGGGUUUCCCCUGACAACGACGAGAAUCAGGAAGAUGACGAUCAGAGUUUUAUCAUGGACUCUAGGCGCCCUCAGAGAUCACUUCACAAUUCUUUGAACAAUUCUGGUCCUCUAGAGACGAUUCAGACCAACGGCAGUAUGGCACUGGCAAGGUCAUCUAUGCCAAUGCAGAAUAGCAUGCCACACAAUGGAUGGGUUGGUCCAACUCCGCAGCCACAGACAACCCUCAACCAGAACCCAGACUACUUAUUCCACUAUCACAUGCAUCAGACGAGCCCUCGUCAGAACUCGUUGCGUCAGUCUGUAGGAUCAGGUCCUGCCAUGGUUCAGCCUCCUGUGGUUGUUGAUGCCAUGUCUGGCUACAACAACCAAGACGCCUGGCGCCCUCUCAGCGUGCCCCUCCCAGCAGUCCUCAACCAGUCAAUUUCAACCCAGACCGUCGGCCUCUUCUACCCCACCCACGAACAGGCCACUCGCUCAGCCCAGGACGUGGAAGCUGUCCGCCAGGUCAGGGAACAGAUCUCCACCGGAACAGGAACGGGCCACGCCCAGGAGAAGCCGCGACUGACGGACAUCAGUCCCGGGAAGGGCUACUGGAAGCGGCAGAUCGCGCACAUCGCUGCUCACCUGGAAGCGUUUUCGCAGAAGGAUGCGGAGUUCAGAGCAGGUGUUGGAAAACCCAAAAUGGGGAAGAUCACAUAUGCCAGUGUAGAGGACGAUGGAGUGGACGUCACAUUGACCAUUAGUCUUGAGUCCAGGGGGUCAAACCCACCGGUCAGAGGAAACAGGGCGCAAGUUGCGAGACAAGAUGCUAUCAAUGCAAAGAGCAAGAAUGAAUCUGACUCACCGUAUGGAGCGACAACCAGGAAGAAGAAACCGUUGACAAAGAGACUUGCAGCCAAGAAAAAAGUUGAAGAGGAUAGACUGACACCUGAGGAGAAGCAAUUGAUUAGAGAGCUAGGACCAAGGGGAGAUGGCAAUACUGACGUUGUGCAAGACAUGUUGGAUGAGGGUGCUGAUCCUAACUGUGAAACCAAGGAUGGUAUACCUGCUAUCGUGUAUGCUUCUAUGAACAAUCAGGUUGAGAGUAUACCGGUACUAGCAGAUGCGGGAGCAGAGAUGAAUAGAAAGACACCGGCUAGGAAAGGCAACACCGCCCUCCACGAAGCCGUCCUCCUCGGGCCAGACGGCCAGGAGGCGAUCGAAGCCCUCCUCGACUCUGGAGCCAACCCCAAGGUCCAGAAUAACAAGGGUGACACGCCCUACGACCUGGCCGUCGGCAACGGGUACUCUUCAAUUGUGGCUCUGUUCACGUCCAGCAUGGGACAGGAUAUGCUGAACAAGAUGACAAAAUCUAAGAAGGAUAAAGGGAAGAAAGGAAGGAGGAAGGAGACGGAAAGUGAGGACGAGAGCGAAGAGGAGAAGCCAAGACGGAAGAGCAAGAAAUAUAAAGAAAAAUUACCCAAGGAUAAAGGAACUGUUGUGCCAGUGUCAAAGUUCAACCCAGAGAAUGAUGCGGAGAAACUCAGGAAAGCUAUGAAAGGUCUAGGUACUGAUGAGCAAGCGAUCAUAGAUGUUCUCGCCAACCGAUCAAACGACCAACGGCAAAAGAUUGCCAGACAGUUCAAACAAAUGUUUGGAAAGGAUUUAUUGAAAGAACUCAAGAGCGAGUUGAGUGGUAAACUCCUAGAUGUUGUACAAGGACUGAUGAUGACCCCUGCUCAGUACGAUGCUUAUCAACUCAACAAGGCAGUCAAGGGUUUGGGAACCAAUGAGGAGAUACUGAUUGAAAUUCUGUGUACAAGAACAAACGGCUCAAUAGAAGCAAUAAAGACAGUGUAUGAAGAUGCAUAUGGAGAAGAGUUGGAAGAGGCCAUUGCUGAUGAUACGUCCGGUCACUUUGAACGGCUCCUUGUGUCCGUGCUCCAGGGAUCCAGGCCAGAGGGAGACGAGGUGGAUCCUGAUAAAGCUAAAGCUGAUGCAGAGGCCCUAUACAAGGCUGGGGAAGCUAAGUGGGGUACAGAUGAGUCUCGCUUCAACGUGAUUAUGAUGUCGAGGAGCUACGCCCAGCUGAGGGCGACAUUCGAGGAGUAUGGGAAGCUCGGCAAGCAUGACAUCGAGCAAUCCAUCAAGAGAGAGAUGUCUGGAGAUCUGAAAGAUGCUAUGUUAACAGUCGUGAGAUGUGUCCGUAACAAACACAAAUACUUCUCAGACAAGCUCUAUAAGACCAUGAAGGGUGCUGGUACAGAUGACGACACUCUGAAGAGGAUUGUAAUCUCCCGUGCUGAGGUCGACAUGUUGAACAUAAAAGGAGAGUUCCAGUCGGCUUACCAACAAUCCUUGGGACAAUUUAUUGCAGAUGAUACAUCAGGAGAUUACAAGAAAAUUCUACUGGCCCUGGUCGGGGGUACCAACUAAGACGGUGUGAACACAUUCGGGUAGCAACUAAGAUAGUGUGAACACAUAAGGGGGUAGCAACUAAGACAUAGUGUGAAUACAUUAGGGGAUACCAACUAAGACAUAGUGUGAAUAUGUAAGGGGAUAUCAACUAAGACACAGUGUGAACAUGUAAGGGGAUAUUAACUAAGACAUAGUGUGAACACGUAAGUAUUGGAUCAGUCAUCACAAUGAGGUAUGUAUGCCCAUGUUGAGAGUCAAAGACCCAAAUAAUUUCCAUCCUUAUCAAGAGUUUUAACCAAAUUUAAUUAGAAUGGAGCAUUUCUUCAAUCAUUCAUAAAACUCCUCAGACGAGGGCAUCGUCUUACAUUGCACCUUGAUUCAUUUCCAGCAUUGCCUUGCUUCCCUCUAAAUAAUAUCUUUUCUUAUUAUAAAUUAUUUGGCAAGUUCAAGGAUGAAGCCUUUUUUUAAAUAGGGCAUAAACUCUCUAUUCUCAAGUUAUAAUUGGCUGUCUCUGACACAGCCUCAAAUGUCGGUCGACCUGAUCAGUAGAUAAGGAAGGUCUCUGCCCCCUUUUAGUCAAAAACAUGAUUUAGUUUGAGGAAAAUAGAUAAAUAUCGGUCUGGAUUCCCAGUUUUGAUGCCACCCGACGGCUCUCAUGCAGCGAUUGGUCGUAUCGGUUACCGAACCCUUUGAAGAUCUACAGGUAUCGAUGACGCACCCUUGGGAAUAGUGAGAAGAGGAGUUUUCUUGCACUUGACCUUGUGUAAACAAACAUGUCUCUUGUAGAGGUCGUGGAAUGUGACCUUUGACCCGCUCAUCUUCUUGGUUGUCAGAUUGUCAGAGGCCUGAGGGGCAGGAAGGGGGGGUGAGGUAAAGAUGUUGAGAUUGAAGAGUGAUGGGGGGGGGGUUAAUAAUAAUGAUGAGAAUACAAAUGGAUAUAUGAAGGAUAUUAUUGUUAUGUACAUCAUUCUGAAAGAUAUUUAAUAGAUAAAAAAUUAACUAAGAUAUUGGAUUUGAAAGGAGGCACACAGAGAGGGAGAGAGAGAAAGAGAAGGGAGGGAAAGUGAGGGGGGUAAAGAAAUGGGAAGGGGAAGAGGGAGGGAAUGAGGAAUUUGGGGUAAAGAAAUAAGAGAUAAAGUCGUAGAAAAAUGAAGGAAAGAGAAAAAACGGAUGAAAAAUAAAUGGAAUAUUUUUAUUUUAUUUUGAGGGGGGGGGGGCUCAUUCAAGUUGAGUGUCAUGUGAAUAAUUGAUUAACUCCACCUCCUUCAGCUAUAUCAUCACUUGUUAAAAUCAUUUCUUGUUGAAGAAUCAGUAUUUAAAAAAAAAAUCUCGGACCCUCCCACUUUUUUUGGGGAGGGGGGCUCCCCUUUAUAUGCUCACAUUAUCUAAAAGAAAACAAAAUGAAUAAAAAGUCACUUUAAUAAACAAUGGGAUUGCUUUAUAAAUUUAUCACCUAUAUCCCUUUUCCCGAGGGGAUUUUAUAAGUGCUCUUGGUGAUACUUACAAACCUUUUUCCAUGUCAAAGUUCAAAGGUCGCGCUGAUGUUAAUCAUGUUGCAAGUUGGAUGAGAUGUUUCAGAUACAUUCUCAAAUUUCUUUCUUUAUCUCCAGCAUCUAUGUUUGUAGAUUUAUACUUUGUUCUGAAGAUGGGUAUACAUUUACCACAUUGCAAUGUAGUGUAUGGUAUCAAAAUGUCUUACAGAGUUUUAUGGUAGUCUUGUAUGUCUCAUAUAUAUCUUUUAAAUGUUUAGAAAUUUAUUCAAAGUCAGCGUUUGUGACUCAAACAUUUCUCCCUUUUUGACGUCUUAAGAAUUUUGUUUGAAGUCUACUUGUGUGACUUGAAUAUUUCUUGCUUUUUAAUGUCAGUCUAGAAUAAUGAUGAUUGUAAUCUAUACAAUACAAAUUCAGGUAUAAUCUGUGGCAAUUUAUUUUAACUUUCUGGAAUCAAAAAGUUUUAUCUGUACUUCUGUAAUAUACAUUUAUUCCAUUAUACAAAAUUGAAUUUUAUUCUCAGAUUUCUUGUAUUCAACAAUCUUAGGCCUAGCAAUUAUUCUUAGUAUGCAAAUUUUUAUUGUAAAUGUGAUGUGUAUGAUAAUUAUGAAUAUAUGACUCUACUUUAUUAAUAGCUUAUAUAUCAUAAAUGUAUCUAUGUCUAUCAUGCAUUAUGUAAUACGGUAUUUAAAUAUGUUUAAUAUUCAUGCAAACAUGACAAUGAUACACACGUAUAUAUUGGUAACUUUCCUUUGGUGGUAAAUGAAUGCAUUCUUGGCAGGAAGUGUCAAUGAUAUAUUAUAUAUCUAGUUCUUUGGAUAACCUUAUGCUCUGUACUUCAAUUCAGAUUAUCAGUGUUGUAUAUGCUAUUUGUUGAAGAUUAAAUGUUGUAAAUACGGAAUAUGGUAUCAAAUGUACUUGUACAUGUAUGUCUAGAACAAUUGAUAAGGGUAUAUUUGUAGUAGACAAAGAGUUUUUAUGUAUAUAAUUGUUACUUAUAAAGGUUGAUUCAUUAAUACAAACAUACUAGAACAACUUUAUAUAUAGAUUGGAUAUACAUGGAUAUUAUCUAAGGAAGUAAUAAUAUUGUCUGAGGAAAUGUAGGGAAGAAUACAAAAAAAUUCUGAGGGAGAAAAAAAAAUACUGGUAAUUCUUAAAAUUCAAAUUAAAAUUAUUGAUAGUGUAUUUUUUCCAUUCCAAGUUUUGAAUAUCAAAGAACAGGUAAUAACCAAGAAACAAUGUAAUUAAAAGUUGAUGUUUAGUUAUAAGUGAUAUUGCAAAGGAAUUCUGUUUUAAAGAAUUAACUGAAAUAAAGGUUUAUGCAUUUCCCUGAAGUGAAAAGUGAUACGUAAUUUUGUGGUUUGUAUAAAGUCUCCAGUAAAAUCAAAUUUACUCAUGUAUUUAAUUAUUGUUAUUAAUGCUUAUGAGUUAAGGCAUUGUAUAUUGAUAUUACUUUUUCAAAAUAUUGAACAUUCUUGAUGACUUUUUUAAGAUUAUAAAUUGUCAUAAAUUUUGAGUCAGAAAUUCAUCUCAAAUUUGUAAUUUACCUCAAGAGAGACACCUUGAUUUUGAUGAAAAGUAUUGAAUCAUUAAUGAUACUUGAUGUUUAUAAGUGAUCUUACUAAUAGGCCUAGGUUUGUGUAUAUUAUGUGGAUUGUCAGUAGAGGAUGAAAAUAUUGAAUUCUACAUUAUAUUAUGUCUAAUUGAGGUAUAUUUAUUCAUAUUAUGCCGGUAUGACAUUGUAUUUGUAUUCAGGGCCCAGGUUUCAUGAAAACGGCAUCAGUUUAGCUUCUAAGACAAUCCCUUGAAAUGUGUAUUAUACUCAUAUGGUCUAUAUCUCACAUAUCUCCAUGGGAUGUCCAUGAACUUAGACUUAUAUAUGGUCUUGUGAAACCGACCCCAGACUCUGUUAGGUGUAUGUGUAUUUCUAUAAUGUGAAGCAAUGUAUACAAGUCUUUCACCUUGAUAAAUAUUUAAUAUUCGAAUCAUGUGUAAGUAGUGUGUAAAUAUUUCAAUAUGGGUAUCAAAUCAUUCUGUAUUUCUUGCUUUAAAGAAAAGUACUUAGUUUUUUAUAAAAAUACAACUAGCACACCUUAGCUCUGGCUUUGGCUACAGAGUUCAUUGAUCACUAGUGGAUUUUAUCUGUCAAGCCCACUGUUUGGUGAAUGCGCACAUGUGGAUCAUUGUGGCCCAGUGGAUUAGUCUUAUGACUUUGAAACAGAUGGUCGUGGGUUCGAAUCCCAGCCAUGGUGUAAUUGCCUUCCGCAAGAAAUUAUCCACAUUGUGCUGCACUCGACCCAGGUGAGAUGGAUGGGUACCUGGCAGGAAUUUAUUCCUUGAAAUGCCACCACGCUGUAAAAGGCUGCGGGGCUAAAGCCGGGGUAAUAAUAUCCAAGUCCUUUGAAAGCGCAUAUGGACGUUAUAUCAUAAUGUGAUCUGAGCUAUACAAGAACUGUGUUAUUAUUAUAAUUGAAAUUGUUGUAGCAUUUGUAUUUUGAUGUACAGUAUUUAUACGUUUAGCAGACUAGCUUCUAAAAGCACUGUGGUAGAUUCUAGAUUAUAACUAUAGUUAGUCAACAUACUUGUAUUUCUUCUGAAGAAUUUCUUCGGAUUUUAGUUGUUGCCAAAUAUAUUAGUUUCUGGGUGAAAAAGCAUUCUAAAAAUGUAUCAAGGAGAAAAUAUUUAAUAUUUACAUUAGGCAUAAUACAUGUAUGUUGUUCACUACAAAGUUAAUGGAUGUUAUAAGUGGAUGUAGGUGAAAGGUGGGGGGGGGGGGGGUCGCCCUUUCAUAAGUUGAAUGGUUUUAUGUAAGUAUACUACCUUUUUCUUUUUAGUAUGUCCUUGUGUGUAUGUUCAAAUUGAAAUGAAUCGUGUAGUAUGAUCCUAAAUGUACAGAAAGAUUAUAGAGAGUCCAUGUGUAUGUAAAAAUAGAAAUAAAUACUCCUAUUCAGGAAAAAGUAGAAGUAA
Molecule: messenger RNA, 7330 nt
Organism: Lytechinus pictus (painted urchin)
Lineage: Eukaryota; Metazoa; Echinodermata; Echinoidea; Temnopleuroida; Toxopneustidae
Exons: 23
Coding region: 168-2891 (907 amino acids)
Cellular component (GO): cytoplasm
Molecular function (GO): calcium-dependent phospholipid binding; calcium ion binding; protein binding
Source: RefSeq, a predicted model, not a curated record